AUGACACGCCCCGCCGUCUCGCUGCUCGCCGCAGCGUUGGUGGUCUUCCUCGCCCUCACCCCGGGCUGGGCUCAAAUGCUGGACGCUACGUCAGAAGAGGAGGUCAUCGCCACCCUAAAGGCCCUUCCCGGCUGUCGGGACCUGGAUGUGGCAAACCUGCAGAGCCCGCCGGUGUGUCAGGAGUGGUCCACACAGGCUGCAUCCGUUGCAUGCCCACCAGAGUGCGGCGAGUUCUUCGAGAAGGUUGGGGCGGAGUGCCUUGUGAACAUGGGCCUCUUCAUCAACGAGCUGAUGGGGGUGACCAUCCCCGCUGAGGAGUACACCCAGACCGAGGCCUUCAGCGCCUACCCGACUUGUGCGGGUUCGGACUGGGAGCUGGCGGCCUGCCCAGACGCCCAGAAUUGCUACGCCCAAACGCUGGCCGGCCUCAGCGCCCAGCUGUCGGUAGAGAGCGCGUGUGCCACAUCCAGCUCCUGCGGGAUGCUGAUCGCUGCCAUGGGCUCUGAGUGCCUGGCCGACGUCAGUGUCGGCCUGCUCAACCGGACUGGACUGAUCUCCUCGUUUGGCUCUGCCGAACAGGCCAAGGAGCUGCUGUGA
Molecule: messenger RNA, 597 nt
Organism: Chlorella variabilis
Lineage: Eukaryota; Viridiplantae; Chlorophyta; Trebouxiophyceae; Chlorellales; Chlorellaceae
Exons: 3
Coding region: 1-597 (198 amino acids)
Source: RefSeq, a predicted model, not a curated record